Messenger RNA from Heterotrigona itama, 5548 nucleotides. The record is from the annotation of a GenBank genome assembly. Lineage: Eukaryota; Metazoa; Arthropoda; Insecta; Hymenoptera; Apidae.
AAGACAUGUUGGAACAUCGAUUAAGCCGUUGGAAUGUUGGAAUGCAAAAGCAAGCGAUGGAAUAACCAGGCGAAAAAAAGAAGAGAUAUGUAGAAAAAGUAAAUCGGUUGGAGCAAGGAAAGUAGCAGCAGUUAAAGUCUAAGGCUGGAAGACUCUAGAUAGGCGGAUGGCGUGCUUGCUGGCCCACGCCGGAAGUCGCGUGUCGACGUCGACCAUGCCACCACCGUACCACCUUCUGCUCCCCACCAUCGUAGUAGUUUUCUCAGCUCCACCGAACCACCACUGCCACCGCUGCUACCACCACCGAGUUCACCACCGCAUUUUCUUAACAUUCAACGAGGCGAGGACUACAGUAGCUAGUCGGUUAGGCAAGGUUGAAUCGAGUUGUUGGUUGCUAGUGUUACCCCGUGGAUUCGCGCACUACCGUGACAGUGAUUGGUCGAUCCUGCUCGAGCAGCGAGAGGGUCGAGGGAAGGCAACCCUUCGCAAGCUACGUAACGUCUUCAGAAUCGUUAGGGUGUACGGUUAGCACGCAUCCGAGCAACCGAGUCGCUCGAUCUCCGAUUCUAUCAUCGGUUUAUUUUCUCAUUUCAUCAUCGAUUCUCGAGAAAUAUCGGGGAAAAGAACGUAAUCAUUUAUCGGUAAUCAUUUAACGGCUUUCAAGUAUCAAGAAAAGAAAAAGCGAAGACGUAAAUUUUCAAGUGGCAAACGAAGUCGUUGUUCGACUGUGAAACAUGUCGGGGCUCUACGAUGAAAGAGCGUACGGAGUACCAUGAGCAGUAACAGUAAGAAGACAUCGGGUGGGAAGGACGAAAAGAAGAAUCCCUCCAGCAAGGAAGAGAGUCCCGUAAACAAAGAUGAAGCCGGAGGAUCGGCGUCGGUGGGAAGCACCGGCGGAGCAACGAGCGCGGAUGGAACGCAACCUGGAAGUAAACCUGGAUCUGCUGGAGCAACCAGCAGGGAAGCAGCACAAAAGCUCCUCGGGCUUGCCGCGCGUGGAGAAUGGGCACCGGUGGACCAGCUGCUCAAAUCUCUGGAAAAGGCGGUGCAAAAUGUUGGAGAGGAUGGUCCCCUCGCUCCUCUUGCCAGUAUCAUGGAUCCGGACAAUUACAAUGCUCUUCACAUCGCGGCUAUGUACUCCAGGGAGGAUGUUGUUAAAUUGCUUCUGUCAAAACGUGGUGUCGACCCUUAUGCCACAGGAGGACCUAGGCAACAAACUGCUGUACAUUUGGUUGCAUCCAGGCAAACAGGUACAGCGACUUCUAUUUUACGAGCAUUACUGGCUGCCGCCGGUCGGGACAUUAGGUUGAAAGUUGAUGGGAAAGGGAAGAUACCUUUGCUGCUGGCAGUGGAAGCUGGGAAUCAAUCGAUGUGCAGAGAAUUGUUGUCUCAACAGGCACCGGAUCAACUCCGUGCCACUACCACCAUAGGUGACUCGGCUCUUCAUCUGGCGGCUAGAAGAAGAGACAUCGACAUGGUGCGAAUAUUGGUGGACUACGGAACGGCUGUGGAUAUGCAAAACGGCGAUGGACAAACUGCACUGCAUAUAGCGAGCGCGGAGGGUGACGAAACCCUCGUCAAAUAUUUUUACGGUGUCAGAGCAUCAGCCUCCAUCACCGAUCAUCAGGAUCGUACCCCGAUGCAUCUGGCAGCAGAGAACGGACACGCUUCCAUUAUUGAAUUGCUGGCCGACAAAUUCAAAGCCAGUAUAUUUGAGAGAACGAAGGACGGGUCGACAUUGAUGCAUAUAGCGUCGUUGAAUGGCCACUCGGAAUGCGCGACGAUGCUCUUCAAGAAGGGCGUCUACUUGCACAUGCCGAAUAAACGUGGUGCCCGGUCGAUUCACACGGCAGCCAAGUACGGUCAUGUCGGCAUCAUAAGCACUCUUUUGCAACGAGGUGAAAAGGUGGACGCGACUACGAACGACAAUUAUACGGCACUGCAUAUAGCCGUGGAGAAUGCAAAACCUGCGGUAGUAGAGACUCUAUUAGGAUACGGAGCUGAAGUUCACGUUCGAGGAGGAAAGCUUCGAGAAACACCUCUCCAUAUAGCAGCCAGAGUUCCUGAUGGUGACAGAUGUGCUCUGAUGUUACUAAAAUCUGGUGCAGGACCAAAUUUAACUACCGACGAUGGUCAGACACCUGUGCACGUAGCGGCGAGCCAUGGCAACUUGGCAACGUUAUUGCUCCUUCUGGAGGAUGGUGGGGACCCCAUGUACAAAUCCAAGAACGGAGAAACACCGCUGCACUUGGCCUGUAGGGGGUGCAAGGCCGACGUGGUACGACACUUGAUCGAGUUCGUGAAAGGAAAGAAAGGUGCAGAAACAGCGACCGCCUAUGUCAACAGUUUGACAAACGAAGGAGCGAGUGCGCUACAUCACGCCGCACAGAUUGAACCGGCGGAAGUUGGAACACCCGGUGACGACCGUGCUGUUAUUCGAGCUCUUCUGGACGGUGGAGCAGAUGUUUCGCUCCAGACGAAACAGGCUCAAGAAUCUGCGUUCCAUCAUUGCGCGUUAGCUGGAAACAAUGAAGUCCUAUCAGAAAUGAUAAGUGGUAUGUCAGCUACGGAAGUACAGAAAGCUCUAAAUCGUCAAAGUGCCGUCGGAUGGACUCCGUUGCUAAUCGCUGCUCAUCGUGGCCAUAUGGAGCUAGUGACCACGCUGCUGGCAAAUCACGCAAGAGUAGACGUAUUCGAUCUGGAAGGUAGAUCUGCUCUUCACCUGGCUGCCGAGCACGGCUAUCUACAAGUCUGCGAUGCGUUACUGGCAAACAAAGCGUUUAUAAACUCCAAAUCCAGAGUCGGUAGAACGGCAUUGCAUUUGGCAGCGAUGAACGGCUACUCGCAUCUCGUCAAGUUUCUCGUGCAGGACCACGGGGCUGCGAUAGACGUUCUUACGCUGAGAAAGCAGACACCUCUUCAUUUGGCAGCUGGCGCUGGCCAAUUGGAAGUGUGCAAGCUUCUACUCGAACUCGGGGCAAGUAUAGACGCGACGGAUGAUCAAGGCCAGAAGCCGAUUCAUGCUGCAGCCAUGAACAAUUAUGCAGAGGUUGCCCAGCUGUUCCUUCAAAGGCAUCCGAGCCUAGUGAUGGCAUGUACCAAAGAUGGAAACACUUGCGCCCAUAUAGCGGCAAUGCAAGGCAGCGUACGUGUGAUCGAGGAGCUAAUGAAAUUCGAUCGGCAAGGUGUCAUCUCUGCGAGAAACAAGUUAACCGAAGCGACGCCGCUUCAGCUGGCGGCUGAAGGAGGGCACGCCGAAGUUGUUAAAGCGUUAGUCAGAGCGGGCGCCUCAUGUGCCGAUGAGAAUCGGGCGGGAUUUACCGCGGUCCAUUUGGCCGCACAACAUGGACAUGGCCAGGUAUUGGAGGUGAUGCGAUCUUCUCAAUCUCUUCGUAUAUCCAGCAAGAAGCUUGGGGUUACCGCUCUUCACGUUGCCGCUUACUUUGGUCAAGCUGAUACCGUACGGGAAUUGUUAACUCACGUGCCUGGGACAGUGAAGUCCGAUCCCCCAACUGGUGGCUCUCUAGUAGGAGAACUAGGAAGUGAAUCUGGAAUGACACCGUUACAUCUGGCUGCUUAUUCCGGAAAUGAAAACGUCGUACGAUUACUGUUGAACUCGGCUGGUGUACAGGUGGAGGCAGCGACCACAGAAAACGGUUUCAAUCCCCUUCAUCUGGCCUGUUUCGGAGGUCACAUCACGGUAGUGGGUCUUUUAUUGAGCAGAUCGGCAGAAUUGUUGCACAGCUCGGAUCGAUACGGUAAAACCGGCCUCCACAUCGCCGCGACUCACGGCCACUACCAGAUGGUUGAGGUUCUUCUCGGCCAAGGAGCAGAAAUAAACGCAACCGAUAAAAACGGCUGGACGCCGUUGCACUGCGCCGCUCGCGCUGGCUAUCUUGAUGUUGUUAAAUUGCUGGUCGAAAGCGGGGCCUCGCCGAAGAGCGAAACCAAUCUCGGAAGCGCGCCGAUUUGGUUCGCCGCCUCGGAGGGCCAUAACGAUGUGCUCAAGUAUCUCAUGGAGAAAGAGCACGAUACAUACGCCUUGAUGGAGGACAAGAGGUUCGUCUAUAACAUGAUGGUCUGCAGUAAGAGCAACAACAAUAAACCGAUCGAGGAAUUCGUGCUGGUAUCGCCGGCACCGGUAGACACGGCAGCGAAGCUUUCCAAUAUCUACAUGAAAUUGUCAGAGAAGGAAAAGGAGAGAGCUAAAGACUUGAUAGCCGCCGGCAAACAAUGCGAAGCGAUGGCCACGGAAUUGUUAGCUCUGGCCGCAGGCGCUGACUCGGCUGGAAGGAUUCUUACUUCGAUGGACCGCAGAAACAUGGAAUUCUUGGACGUUCUGAUCGAGAACGAGCAGAAGGAAGUGAUUGCGCAUACGGUGGUGCAGCGGUAUCUUCAAGAAUUGUGGCAGGGCAGCUUGAACUGGAACGCCUUUAGAACGAUCCUUCUAUUUAUCGCAUUUCUUAUCUGUCCGCCAGUCUGGGUGGUAUUCGCUCUUCCACUCGGUCAUAAGUACAACAACGUUCCCAUUAUAAAAUUCAUGUCGUACCUUACGUCUCACAUAUAUCUGAUGGUCUUCCUUUUACUGGUCGGUAUAAUUCCUAUAUAUCCGGUAGUAAGAGCCAGCCUGUUACCGUACUGGUAUGAAUGGUGUCUUCUUGUAAUGCUGUCCGGACUGUUGCUCUUCGAGCUGACUAAUCCCAGUGACAAGAGCGGAUUAGGCUGGAUCAAGUUGGCAGUGCUACUAUUCGGCAUCUGUGGAGUCGCAUUCCAUCUGAUGGGCUUCGUGCUCGUUCAACGACCCUACUGGCCAACUUUACUUUACCUUAGGAAUCAACUAUUCGCCCUGAGCUUCUUACUUGCCUGUGUACAGAUCCUCGACUUCCUCUCGUUUCAUCAUCUGUUUGGACCGUGGGCGAUCAUCAUCGGUAACCUGAUGAAGGAUCUCGCGAGAUUUCUCGCAGUGUUGGCCAUCUUUGUGUUUGGUUUCUCGAUGCACUUUGUUGCGCUGAACCAAGCCUUUAAGAACCAAUCGAUUUCGGAAAUACGCAGCGACGAGAAAAAGAGAAAGGGCGCCUUCUACGACGGUAAAACGACCACCGCCCCAUCGCCUCUUAACUUGCUCACUACUUGGAUCGUGUACUUCAUCAAGGUGUGCAAGCAACACGCUGCGAAACGAAAACGUCCCUCGUUAGUCCAUAUGAUGGGACUUCAGCGAGGUGACCGUCUUUCACCUAGAUCGAAAAUGGGUGCGAAAUGGCUGGCCAAAGUGAAGAAAGGUCAAGUCAGACCAAAAGAUAGUGUAACUUUAUCCGUGGUACAUUUGAGUCCCCUUGGAAGUCAAUUGUCUUUCAAUAGUGCUACACGAAUAGAGAGCGUAGUCGAUUGGGACUCGAUUCGUAAAAAAUAUUUGGCUCUGUCCGGGAACGAGCCCGAAAAAGAAGCAGAUAAGGAUGCCAAAAACGAGGAUGACGAAAACGAGGAUGAUAAUGCACCGACUGCUUCUAACUCCUCUACGGUACCAACAACUACGACACCACCCAUCUAG